CCUUUGACCUGGUUGUUGCAUUCCAGGCUUGUCCUGCAGCAGCACCACAGCCAGCAUUACACGCAUACUGCCUCUAUGCUACAGGGAUACGAUGUGUGUUGAGCUCGUUUAGACUAAACACUGGACACAGUAGUGACAAUUAUCAGAGACGAGCAGACAGCUGGCAUCGUUCUAAGCUAAAAGGAACGUCUUGUCUUGGGUCUGCAUAGUUAACCUAGAACGUAGUUAGCCAUUUUGCUAAGCAGCUAAACCGUCAUCGUUGAGGUUGCUUUGUAGACACAGCAGGCUAGCCGCAGACACCAGCGCAGAGGAAAUGAAGGACAAACAAAAGAGAAAGAAGGAGCGGACCUGGGCUGAGGCGGCUCGCAUGGUUUUGGAGAACUUCUCUGAUGCACCCAUGACUCCCAAACAAAUUCUCCAUGUCAUCCAGACCAAAGGGCUGAAGGAAAUGCGGAGUGGUACAGCUCCUUUGGCCUGCCUGGUCACCAUGCUGCACUCCCAGGUGAGGGGAGACCGAGUCAAGAACAGCAUCUUCUUCAAAUUGCCCGGACGGAUGAGCCUUUUCACCCUGAAGAAGAACGCCCUCCAGUGGACAAAGACAACCUCAGAGUGUGAGAUGCCAACUGAGCCGGCUGGCAGCACUUCCCACCCAGCUUCCAGCUGCAGCACCCCUGGAGCAGGCUCUGCUGUGGUCCCGAUUGGCCCCACUGAGGCCACUGAGCAGGAGAGCUGUGAUUCCACUGAGACCACCGCUGCUGCCAGCGGAGACAAUGACGCCUCGGUGGAUGAGAGCUCGUCCAGUGCCUCUUGCUCCACAGAGCUGCAGGCUCCCAGCACCCAGCCUCAGACCCGCCUCAGCAGGGCAGCAGGACAGCAGGGACGCACAGAUAUACAGCAGACCCAACAUGCUCAACACGCCCAGACCAGACUGAGCCGCUCAAGACAGUCAGGGAGGCAGAGGAAGAAGGCAGUCAUGAUGCCUCGUGUUGUCCUCACCCCUCUUAAAGUGAAUGGAGAGCACGUCCCCACAGGGCCCAUGAAGAGGAGUAGAGGAGGGGUUGAUGUAGACUUUGAAACACCAGGCUCCAUCCUGGUCAACACCAACAUCAGAGCCCUCAUCAAUGUGCGGACCUUCUCAGCCUUUCCCACACACUCACAGCAACAGUUGCUACAGCUGCUGCCAGAGGUGGACCGACAGAUUGGACCUGAUGGUAUGGCCAGACUGAGUAGUUCAGCUCUCAAUAAUGAGUUCUUCACCCAUGCGUCCCAGAGCUGGAAAGAGAGGCUGGCUGAGGGUGAGUUCACCCAUGAGAUGCAGGUGCGUUUCCGACAAGAAAUGGAGAAAGAGAAGAAGGUAGAGGCGUGGAAGGAAAAGUUUUUCGAAGAGUACCACGGGCAAAAAUCUGGCCUGACACGAGAGGAGUCCCUAAAGCUUACCAUGAGUGAAGCCAGUGAAGUUGGAGCCAGUGUGCUUGACAGCGAUGUGGCUGUGGUGGCAACUGGUGCCCCUAAGAGACGCAGUGUGGGUCGGCGGAGGAGAGAUGGCAGGAUGAGGAGACGCACGCGGGCUGACUUGCGACGCAGGGCCCGCAGGACACUCUGCAAGGCCUCUGCUCCAGCUUUGCAGUCUGCAGAAGCAGCUGAGGCCAGUGCUGCAGUGGACAUCUCAGCAGUCUCUAUUGGCUCUCCCAUGUCCGACAAUACAGUGGUUCAGGGCGAGGUGGUGCUGCAGGCUGAGUGUGGCAUGGAGCUCCCAGCUGAGAGUGCCUCCAUGGAGCCAAAGCCCUCUCCCAAUCCAGAGCCAGUCACGUUGCCAGCCUCAACUCCUACUCCCACUCCCAGCCCCAGCCCCAGUCCAGCCUCCACUAGUGCAAACGAAGAGCCAGAAGUUACAGCCCGCCUGCUCCCCGAAGAUGCUGCACCUGUACUGGCUUCCACCUCCUCCCCUUCCUCCUCCUCCUCUUCUGUUUCGUCUGCCUCUUCCCCCGCUUCCUCACCCUCCUCACCUUCUGAUAGACAGGGAGCUUUUGCCGCAGGCCUGGACUCAUCUUCAUCCUCCUCAGCAUCCUCCAGUGCUGCAGUCGCCGCGGAUCCCCUGGAUGAUACUGCCUCCGUCGUCACGUCCAUCACAGGGGGUACCGCCACCAGCAGCCGUGAGAGCAGCCCUUCGGCCAGCCCAGCUAGCACCCCAGUAACCAGUGCCCAGCUCAAGGAGCAGAAGAGAAGGCCAGAUGAGACUCAGGCCUUCUCCAGCUUCCCCGAAAAGAGGCCGCGGCUCAAUGACCGUCAGUCCUUUCGUACCACAAUUGACAGUGUCCGUUCGGAGAAGCCGCAGCCGACAACAGAAGAGCCAAAGGUGCCGCCUAUCCGGAUUCAACUGUCCAGAAUCAAACCUCCCUGGGUCAAAGGGCACCCCACCUACCAGAUCUGUCCCCGGAUCGUGCCCCCCAGUGAGGGCUCGCGGCGGUCGGGGACGGGGGGCGCACGCACCUUGGCAGACAUCAAAGCCCGCGCCCAGCAAGCCCGGGCCCAGCGCGAGGCCGCUGCUGCUGUUGCAGCCUCUGGCGACAGGGCAGGGCCGGCCAGGGUCAGGCUGCGGCCUACUGCUGGGCUAUCGGAUAGCAGCAAUGGACGAAGAGCGCAAGAACAUCCAGGACCUAUCGAGCCCGGAGGAGGAGGAGGAAGUGGAAGUGGAAGCAGGGGAGAUGGUGGGAUGGAGGAGCAGGGAUUAUCUUCAGGCAUUGAUUCGUCUGGAACACAACUACUGCUUCUCAGUGUAGACCCCUCACCCCAGCCCUCCCCGUCCCUGUUCACUACCUCAACUUCCAUGUCCUUGGAGCCCCAACAGACCACAAGCCCUCCUCGAGAGGAGGCAGUGGGGGGGCCAGAGCCUGUAGAAGAAAUAGAAGCAACAUCAGCCAGUGACCAGAGCCCCUCCAACGAGCUCACAGACAAGGUAGCUGACACACCCUCUCCAGAGGCUGUCACUGUGGCUGAGUCUUUGGCCAACCAGCCAACCAGGCAGAGCCAGGUGUCUGAGUCUGCAGCUGCACCUUUAGAGAGGGCAGACCAGCGUUGUGAAAAACUCUCACUGGCCCCAACGUCAAUCCCAGAUUCCCUUCCCAGGUUUGGGGCUCAGGGUGUGGAUGUUAUUCAGACGCUGACCAGCUCCUGUCCCCCCAAAGAGAAGGAACAAGGGAAGGAAGCUGGACUGAGUGGUGUUAUCCAGCAUGGUUCCCACCAUGUGGACCUCAAGGAGCCGCUCUCUCACUCAGCUACAGAGAGACAGCAAACAGAAACAUCCUCUCAGCAUGUGGACUCCUCUGGAGGACAGAAAGAUGACGAGGCUGGGACACAUAGCGACUCCACGGAAACUGCUUCAGACUGUGAGAAUGAAAGCCAGGAGGAUGAGCAGCAGCAGCAGCCUGACCAGGAUUGGUGUGCCACAAUGAGUACCCAGAGAAACAGCCAACUGGUCAUCUGCAGCCCUUCUCCUCAGAACCAGCAGCCAGUCAUCCAGGCCCACGUUUCCAGUCGCCAAGGUCAGACCGUCAUUCAGCCUUGCUUCCCCAACAGUUUGCCACAGAAGAGUCGCCCACAUUCUCAAGACCACCAGUCUCUCCCCACAGCCCACCCACAGGGGCUCAGGGAUACCAACAUUGUGGUCAAAAUGGAACCUGUGGAUAAUUGUAAAGUUUUCAGACAGUGUUCUGCUGAGGAAGAGUAUCGUGGAGGCUUAAAACCCUCUGUCACUCACCCAACUGCUAUAGUUGCCUCCAAGAGACUGGCCAGCUCAGCCAGACCAGUGUCCAGUGUGGAGGCCAACAACCCUUUAGUCACUCAGCUACUGCAGGGCAGCCUGCCCCUGGAGAAAGUUCUACCCUCACACUCAGCCAACAGGCUGGAGAUCAGCCGACUGCCAGGACCCCAACCCAGACCACCACUGGCGAGGACCCCAGGGCCUCGCCACAGGCCUGAGGCUUCAGCCCAGUCUCCUAAUCCAGAACAGAAUGCAGUCUCGCAGAGCCACAACAAGUCUCCAACAGGUCGCCCAGUCACGUGUCUGAUGGAGGCUCCACCUGUAUCACAGUACCAGUCCCAGCAGGCCCCUGGGGCUGUCCCAGUCAUCACUUCUCUGCCACCCUCCUCAUCGUCAUCCAGUUCUUUGUCCUCCAGAAGUAAGUCAGACCUUAGCUCUCAGACCGCUAUGGAGUCUGCAGUUAUCAAAGAGUCUCGUGGUCCUCAGCCCUCACCGGGGGCCACUCCAGAUAGGCCCCAGCCAGCCCACCGGACCAUGCCUAAUGGCCCGUCUCCUCCCCACGCAGACACCUGUCCCAUGGAAGCGUUGCCUAAUAUUAAGAUCAACUGGCGCCCCCCACAGUCUAAGCUCCCCCACCCUCACCAACAGCAACUUUCUCCGGCACCUACCAUAAAGAAUGAAGUUGCUAUGCGGCCCUCUUGCCAGGCUCUUUCCAAAUCCUCUCCCACCAUUCCCAUGAGUGUUACCAAAAAGGAGCCUGUGAGCUCUGUGGACAGCUACCUGAGUGGAGGAGCAAUGGAGGGACUCCUCAACAUGGAGAUGAUUUUUGCCAGGAUGGCAAAGAAGGAACAAAGCAAAGCUCCCUACUCCUCUGGCUCUCCCUCCACCUCCUCCUCUCCCUCACCCUCCUCCUCUGCCUCUUCCCUUCCCUUCCAGCUGUGCAGGAAACUCCCCAAGCAAGUUGGAGGUCUUGGAGCAGUAAGCUACACAGCCAAUGUGUCAGUGAUGGACAACGGUGGUUUAUCCCGGAGCAUGGCAGAUGGUGUGCUCCAGCCGGGCCCCCGCUUGGCCUCCAGCCAGACCACACUCAGCAUCCAGGCCUUUACUGACAGUACAACAGAGGAGGUGGCACUCAAGUGCUCAUGCCGCCUCAAAGCCAUGAUUGUGUGCCAAGGCUGCGGUGCCUUCUGCCAUGACGAUUGCAUUGGGCCCUCAAAACUCUGUGUUUCAUGUCUGGUCGUCAGAUAGCAUGUUGAAGUCCCUGUGCACUGUAGAACUGCUAUCUGUGUACAGUAUCAGCAACAGGACUGGGGGGCUUCAGAGUGUACAGAAGCCUGAUUAGGGUAGAGCACACAGGAGGAUCCUGACAGGCAAGACUUGCCUUGUAUAAUAUGACUGGUCUGUAUUUUUUGUUUUUUGUUGCAGAUUUUCAGAUUUUUUUAGUUGUACUGAUAUAUUAUUGUUAUUAUUGUUGUUAUUAUUAUUAUUAGAAAUAUUAUUAUUAUUGUUAUUGUGAAUUUGGGGCAUGAUCGAUUGUUAAUUGUGCCUUUUUUGUUUUCUCUCCUCAAAAACAUUUACCUCAUCUUAUCUUGCUCCACCUGUCAUCAUUUGGUGGCCAUAAUUGUUUUGGUCCCUCGUUUCCUUAGCAAACAGGGACUUAUUGUUGUCUCUUUGCUCAAAGAAGUAUUUUUUUAACCAUUAAAAUGAGUAAAUGACAUUG
This is a messenger RNA of Xiphias gladius (swordfish), 5480 nucleotides long. It is a transcript of the gene asxl1, whose product is annotated as ASXL transcriptional regulator 1. NCBI's taxonomy places the organism in Eukaryota, Metazoa, Chordata, Actinopteri, Istiophoriformes, Xiphiidae. The transcript is spliced from 11 exons. Gene Ontology annotation, biological process: positive regulation of transcription by RNA polymerase II; animal organ morphogenesis. The coding region runs from base 314 to 5008 and encodes 1564 amino acids. Gene Ontology annotation, cellular component: PR-DUB complex. Gene Ontology annotation, molecular function: chromatin binding; peroxisome proliferator activated receptor binding; DNA binding. The record is from RefSeq and is a predicted model, not a curated record.